Molecule: messenger RNA, 902 nt
Organism: Nezara viridula (southern green stink bug)
Lineage: Eukaryota; Metazoa; Arthropoda; Insecta; Hemiptera; Pentatomidae
Source: the annotation of a GenBank genome assembly
AUGGGAUGGCCAUUACUGCUACCAAUAGUUACACUCUGUAUCUACUCUCGUCCUUCGAGUGGUUAUGAGAACGUGACUAUUGACUACACUUCAGCUAAGAGUUCAAGCCAAUGGGAGACCGAAGGUAGUUGCUCUGCUGGAGAAUGGAGUUCCUGCCUGGAGGGCGGUGUCCUCGCUUCCUUCUCGGCGAUAUUGGGAAAGGAAUACAGACUGUCCCAGGCAGCCAGGAUAGUCCGGACCAACACCGACACGACCGAACAGAGGAGCCAAGGAGGAUUCUUCUCCAGUUUAGCAAGAACAGGAGACGACUUCGUCAGGUCCGCCGGCCUAGAAAUAGAGCUCACUCCAGAGCUGACCGAAAACGGCCGGUUCCAGCCGAGGUUUGUCGACGAAAUAUACACUGAACUGGAUACCCUCGAGUUAAAAAACGCUAAACCACAUAAACAAUCUGACUUGAGGAGGCUGUUUAUUCCACUUUUGGUAAUAAUCAAACUAUUCAAAUUAAAACUUCUUCUUCUAUUACCUGUAAUACUGGGAGUGGCUUCAUUCAAGAAGCUACUUGGAAUAGCAUUCUUUGUUUUGCCAGCGAUCAUUGCUUAUUUUAAGGUUUGCAAGCCUGAUUUAGGCCAUAGUUACGGCAGCUAUGGACAUAGCAGCUUCUACAACGCUCCCCCAAGUUUACAUGAACAUCGUUAUACAGAAGAUGGAGCUGCUUAUGACAGAAUGUCUUAUCGAGAUUUACCUUAUCCACAAAAUCUUGCAUACAACGCAUACAGUCAUCAGUAAUUUAAUAAGAACUAUUGUAAAUAGCAGUCGGAUGCUAGUCUACAUAAAUUAUUUAAUGUGAAUGAUAUUGUACAGAUAGUAAACAUAUUUAUUGUUUUUAGAUAUAUGAAUACCGA